This is a messenger RNA of Syzygium oleosum, 1636 nucleotides long. Its product is annotated as mitochondrial fission protein ELM1. Gene Ontology annotation, biological process: mitochondrial fission. NCBI's taxonomy places the organism in Eukaryota, Viridiplantae, Streptophyta, Magnoliopsida, Myrtales, Myrtaceae. The coding region runs from base 122 to 1399 and encodes 425 amino acids. The transcript has 10 exons. Gene Ontology annotation, cellular component: mitochondrial outer membrane. The record is from RefSeq and is a predicted model, not a curated record.
CCUUCCUCGCAUCCCCGUCGCGAUCGACUCGAGCUCUACUCCGCGACCGAAUCGAGCCGAGCCGGGCCGAUUCUCAAAUUAGGGCUCUGAUCGCCAAUCCCCGCGCGCCGUUUCGGAGUCGAUGAAGCCGAUAAGGCUCCCGGAGCCUCCCGGCCCUACCCCGGGCGUGCCGGAGAUCUUCGACGGCGGCGCCUACAGCGUCGUCCGUCGCGCCGUCGUGAUCGGGAACGGCUCGACCGGGUCCGAGAACCAGUGCGUCGGUCUGGUUCGCGCCCUCGGAUUGUCCGACAAGCACGUCCUGUAUAGAGUUACGAGACCAAAAGGAGGCGUGAAUGAGUGGCUGCACUGGCUUCCUGUAUCUGUUCACAAGAAGUUGUAUUUUGUCCUUAGACGAAUUUUUGGGUACACGCAGCUUUUGUUGACGGCCCGAGGGAGAAAAAAUGUGCUUGUACAUCCAGAAAACGGUGGCAGUGUUGGACUGUCUUCUAUAUUAGAGGCUGAUGCGAAGCAGAUUGUGAAAAUGGCUCGUGACACCUACGAAACGGAUGGGCCUCUAUUAGUCGUUGCAUCUGGCAGAGAUACAAUAUCCGUUGCAAGUUCCAUAAAGCGGUUAGCAUCAGAGAAUGUUUUUGUUGUUCAGAUACAACAUCCAAGGGUGAAAUUAAAUAGGUUUGAUUUGGUGAUCACCCCUCGACAUGACUACUAUCCUCUGACCCCUGAGGCACAGGAACAGGUUCCUCGAUUCUUAAAGCGAUGGUUAACUCCACAAGAACCUCCCGAUGAGCAUGUGGUCCUCACUGUCGGAGCUUUGCACCAAAUUGAUUCUGCUGCACUUCGGAAUGCAGCCAGUGCUUGGAAUGAUGAGUUUGCACCCUUGCCAAAACCCUUACUUGUGGUUAAUAUAGGAGGACCUACACGUCAAUGUCGAUAUGGAGCAGAUCUUGCAAAGAAGUUGAUAUCUAAUUUAUUGAGUGUGCUCGCAAGCUGUGGGACGGUCAGAAUUUCUUUCUCAAGUAGAACACCAGAUAAGGUAUCCGGUAUUAUAGUGAAACAACUUGGCGAUAAUCCAAAAGUUUUCAUCUGGGAUGGUCAAGAGCCUAAUCCGCACAUGGGGCAUCUGGCAUGGGCUGAUGCCUUUGUUGUCACAGCAGAUUCAAUUAGUAUGAUCAGUGAAGUCUGCAGCACUGGGAAGCCUGUGUAUGUAAUGGGAGCUGAUCGGUGUACCUGGAAGUAUGCAGACUUUCACAAGUCUCUGAGUAAGCGAGGUGUAGUUCGGCCAUUCUUGGGCUCUGAGGAUAUUUCGGAAAGUUGGAGCUAUCCUCCCCUUAAUGACACUGCUGAGGCUGCUAGUCGGGUGCGUGAAGCGCUUGCUGAGCGGGGAUGGAGACUACGUACAUAAGAAACAUGUCGAUGACUGAUUUUGUAUGCAUAUUAUUUUAUUUUUGUUGAGUUCAGAAGAGGAACUCUGCUUAACACUGCAUUGUUCAAUACAACACGCCGGGAAGCAACUUGAAAUCACUGAACAGCUUCUGCAUUAAUAUUGUUUACCCUUGUGGAUUUUGAUACGAAUAGAAUAAAAGACCAGCUGUAGGAGCAUGUGGUGUGUCCAAAGGAAAGAUGCACGCAUCUUUUGUUU